Messenger RNA from Morchella sextelata, 243 nucleotides. RefSeq lists its product as uncharacterized. The transcript is spliced from 2 exons. The coding region runs from base 1 to 243 and encodes 80 amino acids. The record is from RefSeq and is a predicted model, not a curated record. Lineage: Eukaryota; Fungi; Ascomycota; Pezizomycetes; Pezizales; Morchellaceae.
AUGCUCCCGCACCUGCAGCGCUCCCGCCCGACCAUAACCUCCCCCAACCCACCCGUCACCCCGCCCCUCACGCACACCCGCCCCCACUACAACCCCGCCAUCCGCCACCCCGCCUUCUUCACCGAGCGCCUGCACAAAGCGCCCUCGCCCACAGGCGCCGGGGGAUCGAGCCCCGUCACAGCGGGUUACGCAUACGUCCCUGUGUCUGUGUCUGCGCCCAAAGCUGCGGGAGCGAAGCUCUGA